UGUACUACCAGAGGUGACAGCAUCGCUUGUUGAACAGUAAGCCCGUAGACGGAUAAGACAUAUUUCAAAACUCCAGGAUCACUUUCAAAUUUCCAGGUUUCGGGAUCGCUUCAUUACAACAAUGGCUGGCUUCCAGGCAAUAUUAAGACGCACUUUGGAUCAGGACAUGGUGGACAAUGUGAACGGAUUCUGGUCGGUUCUUCUUUUGGCCCUUUGCUCGAUAGGAGCAUUUCUAUUGCGAUAUCUUACUGAUCCUAUAAGUUGCUGGCAUCCUGUGGAGUGGACGUCUUCACACAGUUCAUACGCCGACCAGACGUGCUUUCUCACAGACCGUUUUUACGAACCAAACUCAGCUCUUGUGCCACAGAAACUGGAACCUGUCCCCUCCUACCACCUCUGGAUACCACUCAUUCUCUUCUUUCAAGCCCUCGCUUUUAAACUACCAAACAUCAUCUGGAACGGCGGCAAGCACUUACUAGGUCUCAACUUAGACGAAACUGUAUCGUCCCUGAACAAUGUACAACUGACCAAUGCUGAAAAUCGCCAGGCCAUCUUCAGUGAUGCAGCCCGAGUACUUGAAAGUCUGCUGAGAAGAAACCGACUUUUACUGGCUCUUCUGUACCUGUUUGUGAAGCUCCUCUCGUGUGUCAAUCUGAUAGCACAGUUGAUGUUCCUGACAAUAUACUUCAGACAAUACCUGGCAAUCCGCGUUGGUUCCUCUGCAGGUUUUAAUAUGGACUCCAUCAUAAAACCAUUGCUCGCUAAACAUGUUUUUUGCGAUAUCGGUGUGCGUAAGUUGGCAAAUAUCGAAAGAUUCACAGUUCAGUGCACUCUGCCAAUCACCGAAAUCUAUGAGAAGAUUUUCAUAUUCCUGUGGUACUGGGUCUUCCUCCUGACUGUCAUCACCGUCCUUAAUCUUCUCCUGUGGGCAGGAUUUCUCUUCCUGCCUUUCUUUAGAGAUGGCAGAAUAGCUGCCCACGUCAACGCUGCCAAAGGAUCUCACCCUGACGAACUCUCUAUAACUCGAUUCAUCAGCAGUUUCCUGGGAAUUGAUGGUGUUCUUGUCUUGUCCAUGAUCUCCCAGAAUUCCAACGAGUUGGUUGCAGCAAAUCUCACCCAACAUUUAUACCAGGUGUUUCAGGAGAAGGAGGAAGAAUUUCAUGCUCAGAGAGAUCCCCUCACAGGAGAACCAGAAGGUGGCGCUGUCGUACCUGGAGCUACAGGAGCCGAAAUAACUUUACCGAUGAGUGAUCUAUCUCCUGGUGCCGAAAAUCCCGAAAAACCGCCCAUUGUGUGACAGCAUAACUGGCGGGCAAUCCGGAGCAUGUGUUUUACUAAAGUGUUAGGCGGCGGGACAACCUUGAACUGAAAGCUUUCCUUUAUCAUCCAUAAAGCUAGAAUUCAAUUAAAUUUUAGGGUACAGUGUGUAAAGAUCAUUCCUGAUGUUCCUUGCCCUUAAAAUUGCUGGAAUAUUUCAAAAUCUGUAAAACCAUAAUCACUCACUUAAUUCAUUAUUUAUUUAUUUUGAGUAGUUUCACUAACUUACUAUUUAAAUGUCUUAAAGGGACAUCCACUAUGGAUUCUGUAUUGAAAUUGCUGACCUGGUACUUUAACUAAACUUUACCUGUUCUAUUGUUGUUGAAUUUCCUCAGUUUAUCACAAUGAGAUAAUACUUAACUGACAAAAAUAAAAAAUGUCUGUGGCACUGUCAAUAUCGGCAUGUCAGUAUGUGCAGCUACAUUAAACAACGGUUAUGACGAACACGUUUAUAACGAAGUAACUGAUGUAACGAUCUGGGUGUCUUAUUUAUUAUUAGUUCAUAUAGAGAAUCUCACCCAAGUGUCUAUAGUGAUACCAAUUACACGGGUUGAUAAAGUUACAAAUAGGAUAUUUUUACUUUUUUUUCAACGAGUAUUGAGAUAUUUUAUAUCAGAAGAGAUGAGGGUAAGAUUUUAUGUAUCAUAAAAAUCACUCUUCAUUAGUUUUCAAUG
This is a messenger RNA of Haliotis rubra (blacklip abalone), 1991 nucleotides long. Its product is annotated as innexin-19-like. The record is from RefSeq and is a predicted model, not a curated record. Bases 122 to 1297 code for a protein of 391 amino acids. The transcript has 2 exons. NCBI's taxonomy places the organism in Eukaryota, Metazoa, Mollusca, Gastropoda, Lepetellida, Haliotidae.